AUGUCUAUUUUAACCUAUUCUCAAACUCCUUUCCCUCCAUCCUGUGCUCCGAGUACAGACUGCCUUAGCCCUUAUAAUGACGUGAGCACUCAAAAUGGCUCAUCCCAGCCAGAGAACGUGGCUGGAUACAUAACACACGUGCCAGGAGAUCCCGCUGUCAGUCUCCUCUCUGACGAUGUUCAUGCCCAUCUGUCUCGUCACCUAGAGAAUCCCCUCCUGGACGAGCUUUACGAGAAGCUCUGGGCUGUUGCCAAGAAGUCCAGUCGAAACAUCGACCCGCUCCAUACGCAAAAGGUCAAAGGCCGAAGCAUUAUCCCUACCGAAGAUCCCAGACUCCAUCUCACCUGGCACUGGGACAGGAUCUAUAUAAAGCCCGUUCCUGUGUUCCUACUUAACUACGAAUUUUGGACAACAUAUCUUCAGCCUUCGUCAUCUUCAGGCUUCAACGGCUCGAUUGCAGUUGGAUUCUUGCGGUCGUAUGCUUUGCUCCUUCAAUGGUCAAAAUUCAUCAGCCACUUCCGCCAUCUCCCUGAUGAGAGCGUCGCGAGGCGAUAUCGCUACGGACAGUUACGACUUUCCCGGCUCAACUGGGCCGUCCGAAUAUUCCGCCCACAACACACGAGGACGGUGUGGUUCUACGAGAUCCCCCAUUGGUCUAUCUCCAGCUUUAUGUCGAGGGCGAUUGUGCCUCUGUUGUUCGUGUUUGCCGGUAUAUCCCUUGCCCUGUCAUCCAUGCAAGUUGCACUCUCGGUACCGACAGACGACCCCUGGUUUCAUGGACUGGGCGAGUCUGGACUACAAAACGUAGGCCGAGCGUUUUGGGCCCUCUUGCUUCGCAUUCCAAUUGCUAUCCUGGUAUCGCAAGUUUCAUGGGGACUUGCGAGAGAGAGGCGACGUGCGGGGGUUACUGCCGACCGCGGCCGCGAAUGCUCAGAAUGA
This is a messenger RNA of Lasiosphaeria miniovina, 939 nucleotides long. RefSeq lists its product as uncharacterized. Bases 1 to 939 code for a protein of 312 amino acids. NCBI's taxonomy places the organism in Eukaryota, Fungi, Ascomycota, Sordariomycetes, Sordariales, Lasiosphaeriaceae. The transcript is spliced from 3 exons. The record is from RefSeq and is a predicted model, not a curated record.